Molecule: messenger RNA, 904 nt
Organism: Leguminivora glycinivorella
Lineage: Eukaryota; Metazoa; Arthropoda; Insecta; Lepidoptera; Tortricidae
Product: NADH dehydrogenase [ubiquinone] 1 alpha subcomplex subunit 11-like
Exons: 5
Coding region: 244-816 (190 amino acids)
Biological process (GO): mitochondrial respiratory chain complex I assembly
Source: RefSeq, a predicted model, not a curated record
ACCUUGGAUCAUCUUGGAUUUACGAAUCUGGUGGCACGGCAGUUCCUCCGCCAAGCCGAGUAAAAAUGUAAGUAUCAAUGAAAACUUUUUCAAUCAAGACCUUUAAAAAUCAAACUGGCAGACCUUAAAUCUAUGGCAUUGACAUUGUCACUGACAUUGUCACACGUCAUACCCACACACACGUCUAUAAUCUAUAUAGUACAAUAUUUUCAAUAAUAUAAUUUAUAAUAUAUUGAUCAUUAAAUGCCGGCAAAUACGUGUCAGUGCUAUGAGGAGCCUAUCCGCAAUUAUUACUGCUACUAUGACACACCCGAAGGAGUCGAUAUAGAUAAAAAAAUGAUGGUGACCGCACGUUAUGGGGUGAUAGCAGGACUUGUCUUAUCCACGUACGACGUCCUUCUGCACUCGCACGCUUCGGGGCUGGGCCCCAUAUUGAAGAGGUAUGCGGUGCACACAAUACCGCUGGGCCUGAUGGGAGCCACGUUCGCUGGUGUUGCCAAUGGCUUGACCAUAUACAGGCAGAAGGAUGACGUGUACAACUAUUUCUUAGGAGGGUUCGCCUGCGGCCCAAUCCUCGCGCACUACCUCGGUUCCAAGCAUGCCGUGCUCCUCGGCGGUAUAGCCCUGGGCAUAGCGGGCGUGAUCAAGAAAAACGCUAUUGAGAACUGCUAUACCCUGACUCCGAACCCGACUCCUCACAGGAAUAAUGCUUGGAAGUGGAGGAAUGACUGGACGCUUGCUGAGGACCCGUUGAAAGAACAAUUAAAACUCUGUGCUGAAAAGCAUAAACAUGGAAGUGAGUAUUGCAAAAAGUGACCGGACGGAACGAAGGCGAAACAAAGUUGAAUUAGUAGAAAUUACAUAAUUUGUUAUAUAAUUAUUGAAAUAAUAAUACUUUUACUUG